UCGUCCGGCUAGGUACGUAUAAUCAAUGAUGCUGGAAUUCUCCGUUCGCUUUUAAAGUGAUAUGACGAACCGAGUUUCGGUUAGUUUCCGCGAGUAGUUUGUUUUUCAAUGUUUUGAAUUUAAAUUUUAACAUGAUUAGUUUGAAUAUUUAUCAAGUGUUAGUUUCAAGUUGCUGGAUACUUCAGGUGUAUUCAAAGCUGUUUUCGUCUGGGUGGGUCGACGCCGACGAGUCGUGGAACCCAGCGACAGCGUCGACGUACCCAUUACGGAACUCAUCUUUUCCUAUUCAUCCAGAGAGACAUUUCCGUUGCAAGGAUGGAAACUACAUCUCUAGCGAUGACUUUUGUGCAGGUAAUCUGACUAAUGGACCAGUAUAUACGAUCAUCAUGAGUCCUGAACGUACUAUAAGUGUACAGUCGUUUUGUCGUGAUGGAAGUCAUAAUUCUCAUGGAUGCGAUGAAAUGAUGUGCGGCAGAAGUAAAUUCAAAUGUGAUAAUGAAUCGUGUUUGAGUAUAUCAGCUCGUUGUAAUACGAUUAAAGAUUGCUCAGAUGGAUCUGAUGAAUUGAACUGCGGAGAUGAAAUAAAUGUUGGAAAUUGUUCAUUGGCUAGUGGGAAAUUUUUAUGUCAUGAUAAGUUAAGAUGUUUGAAUUUAGAGAAGACUUGCGAUUACGAAUGCAAUUGUUUCGACUGCUCGGAUGAAAGUGAUAAUUGCACAUCGAUUAAUUACGAAUUGCUAGACAAGUGUCCCAAUUCUUACUUCAACACCCCGAGUGGUCCUAUGUGCUUGUGUGAUCCAAACAAACCUGAAAUGAAGAAUUUAUGCAAAGAAGUUGAACCAUGUAGAAAAGAGAAUUCUUGUAGCCAAAGGUGCUUUCAAUUUAGAAGUAAAAUGUUCUGCUCGUGUUAUGACAACUACACAUUUACUGAGGUGCGCAGUAGUUCAGGUUUUAUAUGCGUAAGUAAAGUAUCCUACGAUAAUUUAUUAGCGUAUGCGACUUCGACUGCGAUAAAAAUCGUCAACAUGACUUCCGGUGAAAAUAUAUUCACCAAGAAGAAAGUGCAGUGUGACGAAGUCGCAGGCACACGUGACCAUCUGUAUUACACAACUUACGACGACAGUGAUAGAAAAUCAAUUUAUAAAACUGCUAUUUCAUCUGGAGCUACAACGAAGGUGAUUCGAUCGAAGUCUACCAUCGUUUCAUUGGCAGUAGACUACAUCACUGACAAUCUGUAUUUUACCACAAAUACGUCGUUAUCAGUUUGUUCAAGCGAUGGCAAAAUUUGUUUGCAGUUGAAAUGCUGUAACGUGAGAUAUGUUGCUUUGGCUCCAAAAUUUGGAUUGAUGUUUUACGUGAAAAAAUCCGAUUACCAAGAUGAUAAAUUCAUUAUGAAGUCUGCAAUGGAUGGUUCAAAUGAAGAUUAUAUGGUAGAUGGUGGUUUCCGUCAUUUUACUCCGUUAGCAGUUGACGAAUCGACUCGAAAAUUAUACUGGUCACAACAGGAAGGAAAUGAAAUUUGGUCACUCUCGUUCGAUGAAGAACGUGCAGAUUUACGAUCGAUCAGAUAUCACGGCUACUUGAAUUAUUUCACUGUCCUAGAUAGCGAAUUAUUUUUCACGAAAUUUGGUGAUAAUGAAAUCUACAGAGUCCAGAACGUCGAACGUUAUGCAAAAUACAUUAAGAAAUAUCGCGAAUUUGGAUACGCAAUUAUUGAUUCUUCAGAUGGAAUUUUCGACGAAAACAGACAUUUCGUCGGGUCUCCAGCUGGAAAAAUAUAUUCUCCACGUACUACAGUAAUCACGUUAUCUGACAGUAACGCGACACGAUUGGUUGAUAACAACGUUACUUUUGCCAUUAAGAAUCUAUUCGCUUACAAUCGUCAAUGGAACGCUUUAAACAAGAAUCCUUGUUCGAAGACGUCGUGUAACGGCUUAUGUUUGAUACGUGGGCCAUCAUCGAUGAAUACCUCCAAUUUCGUUUGCGUUUGCGAGAAUUUGGCCUUGAAAAGUGAUCAAAACUGGUGCAACGAUUUUCAUCAACGAAGUAAUCCUAUCGCGAUGGAGGAUUUAAGGGAUGCAGAAGCUGGUGAAAACGAACCGUUAUUGUUGAAGAGCCAGAGUGAAGAAACUCAUGGGGUGUUUAUGGUAUCUGCUGUGCUGAUGGCUGUGUUUAUUUUAAGUCUGUUAGCGUUCGGAGUUCAUUUUAUGAGUAGAAAACAGAGCUGGCCUGAAUAUUAUGAUUCUUUACGAAAUUAUUGUAGAUUUAACAAAUCUAUCGAACGCGUUGAUAUAACCAAUCAAGUAGAGUUGUAGAUUUGAUGUGAUCUUAUUUUAUCUGUGAUAGAAAUUAUAAUUACCUAUUCAAAAUGUUAAGGUUUACUAGGUAUUUGUAUACUGAUAUGCUAUCUGUAUGAAAUCUCGGAGCAUUUAUAUGUAUUUAGUUAUUUAAAAAUAAAUAAGUAGAUAGGUAACUACUUAUCUACAUCAUAUUUUUGAA
Messenger RNA from Planococcus citri (citrus mealybug), 2496 nucleotides. RefSeq names its product vitellogenin receptor-like. The record is from RefSeq and is a predicted model, not a curated record. Gene Ontology annotation, cellular component: plasma membrane. The transcript has 11 exons. The coding region runs from base 132 to 2312 and encodes 726 amino acids. Gene Ontology annotation, molecular function: protein binding. Lineage: Eukaryota; Metazoa; Arthropoda; Insecta; Hemiptera; Pseudococcidae.